This is a messenger RNA of Thlaspi arvense, 234 nucleotides long. NCBI's taxonomy places the organism in Eukaryota, Viridiplantae, Streptophyta, Magnoliopsida, Brassicales, Brassicaceae. The record is from the annotation of a GenBank genome assembly.
AUGAAGAAUGAAACGCAACUUGAGUUUGUCAAAUAUGUGAGCGCAAAUGUAACGGCCGUCCAAGGUAAUUGUUUUUAUAUAACGUUUUGGGCCAAAGAUGUUUCCUUGCCAGAUCCAGAGCCAAAACUUUACCAAGCCCAGGUGUGGAAGUAUUGUCAUGAGAUCGAGGUUAUCCAAUUUAGGCUAAGGCCAACACAAGAACGAUUUGGAUAUAUUAUCACACUAAACAUGUAA